Molecule: messenger RNA, 2097 nt
Organism: Leishmania braziliensis MHOM/BR/75/M2904
Lineage: Eukaryota; Euglenozoa; Kinetoplastea; Trypanosomatida; Trypanosomatidae
Exons: 1
Coding region: 1-2097 (698 amino acids)
Biological process (GO): tRNA N1-guanine methylation
Cellular component (GO): cytoplasm
Source: RefSeq, a predicted model, not a curated record
AUGUCGGCGAGACCAACAGAUGCAUCGAUGGAACCGAGGGCGGUGCCGCAUAGCUACCGUAAAAGAGUCCAUUCCACAGUCGAGCUUGCGGCGCUUGUGUACCAGCCGCUCGAAGCAUCUGGCGCGCUGCUCAGCAUUCUGCGCGGCAAGCUCUACCAUCAGCGCAACGUGCGCAGCGUGUUGGAUGUUGUUGCGGUGCCCACUGACACAGGCGACCAAGGACACUCCGCGGCGUCGAAGGUGCGUGUAGAGUACCUUGCGCCUCCAUCAAACAAAGCCAACAGGAACAGCAGCAGCAAUAUCAGCUGUGCCCUCCGCGACGACAUCCAACGCGGCUCAAGGGCGGCGGCGACGUGCAACUCGUCGUCGCCGCCUACCCCGCCAGCGUUCCUCGAGGGUUGCUGCAAGAUGUGCCUUCUCGACCCGACGGUCCUUGAGGCUGCUGAGCUGUGGCCCGACCCCACCUCGGUGACACAGAACAGCACACCUGUUUUUCUUCUUGGCGCUGGUAUUCCCGGCGCUCGCGUCACCCAGCAGCUGGAAGCCGCUCUGCAGACAGGCCAGCUGCCUCGCAAAGCCGCUGAUUUGCUUCAGCAGCUCCACGAGCGACUUGCCGCAAGUCCCCCCUCGGUAAGUCUCACAGAGAACCAGGACGGCGACCCGCAGGCGCAAGACUCGCUUCGUGCGGUUGCAGCACCGCCGUCGCCUUCCAGCAGGAAGCGAGGGUCGUAUGUUGGCGCGGUGGAGGUGACCUUCGCUUCUCGUACGGUGGAGCUCAGUUACCGCAAUUACACAAUGUCGGAGUUGCUCUCAAUGGUAUUGCCCCUCCGUGAGGAUGCUGAUCUUGUGGCGCUCAGUGGCUUUGAGCAGGUGGGGCACAUUGCCCACGUCAACCUCUCCGCCGCACAUCUGCCCUACGCUGACGUCAUUGGGCAGGUCAUCCUUGACUGCAACGAGACGGUGAGCGUAGUGGUCAAUAAGGUGGACGCAAUCAGCAGCGUGUUUCGCGAAUUCAAAAUGAACAUUAUAGGUGAGCGCCGCCGUGCGGAUGACCUUGGUGGCGAUGUUGGAGUGGGCGCCAAUGUCAGCGACUCUGGAGAGGUUGGCGACUCGCUGACGGCGGAAGAGAAGGCGGUGAUUGCACUGGAGGCGUCAUCUUUGAAUUCUCCUGCGGAGGCACGGCUCAAUCGGAUGCUGACAGCAGCUGUUCGCCAGCACGGUUGUUGCUUCCGUGUGCCGUACAACCGUGUCUACUGGAACUCGCGCCUGAGCUUUGAGCACGCGCGACUGGUAGGUCAGAUGAGGCCAGGGGAUGUGUUGUUUGACGUCAUGGCCGGCGUGGGCCCGUUUGCCGUGCCUGCGGCGAAGAAGGGCGUGAAGGUCUUUGCCAACGACCUCAACCCAGUUGCAGCGCAGUACAUGAAGGUCAACGCGGAGCUCAACCGCCUACCCGCGAACUCCUUCCACGUAUUCAACAUGGACGGGCGCCACUUUCUAAACUCGGUGCUCUUCGACAGCAUCACCGGGGCUGCAGCAUCGAAGAUCGAGGCGACGGCUACAUCGCACCCAGGAUGCGUCUGCACCGGCCGCCGCCACGUGACCAUGAACCUGCCAGCCGUUGCUGUCGAGUUCCUCGACGUCUUCCAGCCACUCUCCAACACCAGUUCUCUCGCUGGCGAGCAGCAGAGCAACGCAGCCACUGCAGUGGCAGUAAACGAGAGAUGGAAUCGCUUACCAGCCCACGUGGAGCCCAAUGACAUUGACCAAGGCACCCUCUUCCACGUGUACAGCUUCUCAGCCGCGGAAGACCUCAUCGCUGAUGCCGUGCGGCAAGUGGAGGCAAACCUCGGCUACACGCUCCCACCAGAGAGCAUCGAGGAAGUGCUCAUGGUGAGAGACGUCGCGCCGACUAAGCGGAUGAUGUGCGUCAGCUUCACACUGCCGCCAGCCUUCUGGGCAAAUCUGCUCGCGUCGCAACCCGGCAAUGACGGGGCAUCAUUCACCCAUGCAGAGACGGUCAGCGCACUCGUGGAGGAGGGGGCGGAGCCGACCAUAAAAAGGGCCAAAGCAGAUGCGCUGUUAACGCGGGGCGUUUGA